Vigna unguiculata (cowpea) is the source of this 1612-nucleotide messenger RNA. Its product is annotated as Outer membrane OMP85 family protein. Lineage: Eukaryota; Viridiplantae; Streptophyta; Magnoliopsida; Fabales; Fabaceae. The record is from RefSeq and is a predicted model, not a curated record. Gene Ontology annotation, biological process: embryo development ending in seed dormancy; chloroplast organization. Gene Ontology annotation, cellular component: outer membrane.
GAGAAACGAAAGGGAUAACAGAAGUAGAAAGCUAGGAACAGAAUAAACACGACACCGUCGUUGGUUGUUGUUUUGCCAACGUUACGGAACAACCGCAGCAUUGUCUCCACUAUAUAACCGUUGUGACAUUUUGGGGUCUAUUGUGUGUGCCCAAUUAUUGUGUCCUCAAUUUAAUGGUUGAUGCGUGUUUGAUGGGAUGGGAGCUCAGAAGAGCAUCCAUGCUGGGAAAGCAAAGAUUGACGUUAAUGUUGAUUUUACUCACAAGCUAUGCGCUUCUCUGAUGCUCCCUACUCUCAGGAGUACUGGCAGUCCAUUUUCACUGGUAAUUGGGAGUCUCUGCAUCAAACACCCAAAUUUGUUUGGUGGAAGUGAGAAGCUCGAUGUUUCGUGGGACAAAGGUUUAUAUGAUUCAAAUGUCUUAGUUGCGUAUAGAAGGCCACGACCAGAGUGGCUUGCACAGCAGUCUUUUGUAUUACAGCAUUCUCUUUCACCCGAGAUUGGAAUCCAUGGUAUCCCUGUAAACAAUUUCUCUCGCUCAGGUAGCGGAGGAAUAAAUUUAUCUCGAUUGUCAGUGGGAAUUGAUCUAAAGGAACCAGCUAGUUCAAAAUGGAGCAGCACAACCAGUAUAAAGUUUGAGCAUGUUCGUCCACUGAAUGAUGAUGGUCGCGCUAUAAGUAGAGAUUAUGAUGGAUUUCCUUUGACAUCCAGUGGCAAUCCACAAGACAGCAUGGUAGUGUUAAAGCAAGAGUCUCAAUUUGCGAAGGCGAAUGAUAAUAGCUUUUUUCAUUUUAAUCUUCAAAUAGAACAAGGUGUUCCAGUUCUUUCUAAGUGGAUAAUCUUCAAUCGAUUUAAAUUUGUUGCUUCAAAGGGAAUCAAACUUGGACCAGCAUUUCUCUUGACAAGACUAACAGGUGGCUCAAUUGUCGGGGACAUGGCUCCUUACCAAGCAUUUUCAAUCGGAGGGCUAGGAAGUGUGCGAGGGUAUGGAGAAGGAGCGGUUGGAUCUGGGCGAUCUUGUCUAGUGGCUAAUAGUGAACUGAGACUCCCUUUGAAUAAGAUGUUGGAGGGUGCCAUUUUCUUGGAUUGUGGAACAGACUUGCGGUCUGGUCACCUUGUACCUGGAAAUCCAGCUCUGAGACAGGGUAAACCAGGAUCUGGAGUUGGAAUGGGAUAUGGACUUCGAUUUAAAUCACAGUUUGGUCAUUUUCAAGUUGAUUAUGCUAUUAAUGCAUUUCAGCAGAGAACUCUAUAUUUUGGCCUCAGCAACCUUCCUUCAUGAGGAGGUUGUUGAUCCUUAGUGCAUUCCUCUAGCACACAGGGUUCUGAAGCUAGAAUAUUUUUGCCUACAAUUCUAGGCUUCGUAAAGUUAAUGAGCACCAUGCAUUCUCCCCUUUUCUAAGUCCAGGGUACACUUUGCAUGUGGAGAGGGGAAUCACUAUCAGGUUCUUUUUCUUCCAAUAGUUGGAGAUUUGGUGGCAAUUUUGUAAGGCUUUUGGUUUUUAGCAAAAUAGGUGCAGACAUGUUGAUUAUUUAUUGUAAAUGUUUUUCAUUGGAAAGGAAAUAGGAUUGUAUUCUUCGACAUGAAUAAAAGUACACAGAACUUUAUACAAAA